AUGCUUUUCAACGCUGCUGCCUCUACUCUCUUCCUGGCUGGCUCUGCCUUUGCCGCCGUCAUCCAGCGGGACGUCCCCGCCGUCAAUGAAACGGCCGAUGCCAUUGACUUUAUCGUCGACGCGCCCCUGGCCGUGUCCUUGGGCCCGUUCCUGAGCCUCAUCGAGACCAUCGAUGCGGUGCCCGACUCGGUUGUGGCCGCCGGCGACGACGCCGUCCACAACUGGCUCGCCCCCAUUGGCGCCUCGGCCGUGGCGGCCAUCCCCGCUCCCAAUGCCGCGGUCGUGGUCCGCAGCACCGACGCCACCAAUGCCGCCGAUGCGGCAGACACGACGGCCGCCGUCCAGGCCGUCAACGGCCUCGUCAAGGACCUCGAGUGCGCCGCUGCCGUGGCGGCGGCCAUUGCCGGCGACGUCCUGCCCGCGGCCAAGCUUCUCAAGGCCAAGAAGCUGGUCAAGGCCCUCGGCGGUGUCAAGAAGGUCGCGAAGCUCUUCCUGCACUUUAGCAGCAACCGCGACGAGGCCAUCAAGGAGGCCGGCAAGACCCUCGUCGACCUUGUCGAGAUCCUCCUGGGCAUUGACAGCAUCAAGAAGCACUGCAAGUAA
Messenger RNA from Sporothrix brasiliensis 5110, 603 nucleotides. RefSeq lists its product as uncharacterized. The record is from RefSeq and is a predicted model, not a curated record. The coding region runs from base 1 to 603 and encodes 200 amino acids. The transcript has a single exon. Lineage: Eukaryota; Fungi; Ascomycota; Sordariomycetes; Ophiostomatales; Ophiostomataceae.